AUGGUGCUCAAUAUCAAAAGAGCUUCAUCACUUGAUGGAGCAACACACGACGUGCAUGAUGUGUUGAAACCUUUCGACCACCAGGUACACUGAGAGCUCAUAGAAAGAUUAUGUUCCAAAUUUCACUUCAGGUUGGAGGUCACACUCCCUUCACUGCUCUUCCUAAUGGACAUCUUCUCAAGCCGUGCGAUGAGCGGGAACUUUAUUUCUAUCAACAAAUGCCUAUUAUUCUGAAGAACAUCGCUCCUCUAUGCUGCUCCACGAUUCAGGGGAGUUCUGUGAACCAUCUUUCGGAUAACUGUGCGAAUUGCCGACUUCAUCAGUUGGAAAACGUUGUCAUACCGGAAAGUAUCGAAGGAUCGCCGAUACUAAACAAAAGAAAACUAUCGAAGUAAGUUGUUAAUUAUUAUUGACCAUCGAUUUCGAUAGUGUCCAGAAACUUCAUCGUGAUUUCGGACCUGACGUAUCGAAUGAAGUCACCUCGCGUUCUGGAUUUGAAAUUAGGCACACGUCAACACGGUGAUCAUGCUUCUAUGGCCAAGAUCGCCUGCAUGACUGCAAAGUGUCAAGCCACAACUUCUGCGACUCUCGGUAUCCGAUUGUGUGGAAUGAAGUACGAUUGUAUCGAGAUGGGUCGAAGAGUCUCUAUCAGUAAGUACGAGGGACGUGCCAUGGGAGAGACUGAGUUGCUCCAGUCUAUUCGCCUCUUCUUCGAAGUUCCGAGAACGAUACUCGACGAAGUUCGUAGGAAACUGAGAAAGAUUCGAGAGACGCUCUUAGUGGCAAACGGAGUCCGACUCUUCGGUGCUUCUCUUCUCAUUGUCAUCGAAGGAGAUUUCGACGGUAAUUGUAUACUUUCGGAUCAUUCUUAUUAACUUUUAUACUAUUCAGGAAGCCUUCCUAUUGAAGAUCUAGUCCGCAUAAAAGUCGUCGACUUCGCCAAUGCAACAUUCAACGGAUUCCUGGGCGACAACAUUUACGACGGCAUCGACGAAGGCUCCAUUCUGGGCCUCGAGACGAUCCAUCGUUUUGUAGGAAUGUGA
Messenger RNA from Caenorhabditis sp. 36 PRJEB53466, 1043 nucleotides. The record is from the annotation of a GenBank genome assembly. Lineage: Eukaryota; Metazoa; Nematoda; Chromadorea; Rhabditida; Rhabditidae.